Molecule: messenger RNA, 1164 nt
Organism: Peronospora farinosa
Lineage: Eukaryota; Oomycota; Peronosporomycetes; Peronosporales; Peronosporaceae
Source: the annotation of a GenBank genome assembly
AUGGCAGACUUGCGUCGACGUCACGUCGUGAAUGAUAAUCAAGCGUCAGAUGAACGCCUACAAGAGACAUCGAGACCUCGUCGUGUUGAACGACCUCGAAAAGGUUUUGUGGAGCUCCUCAUGUCUCCAUUGAGCUUUGUAUUGGGAGAUGGAGAGCCUGAGGAUCCGCAGACAGCGGCUCGAAAGUUUACGUCGAGUUUACGUCAACGUUAUGGAGAAAGUGUCACCCCUCGUUUUGAGCACACGUCUUUUCGGGACGCAGUCUCUACCGCUCGAACGGCCUCGAAAUUUUUAUUUGUGUACCUGCACUCUAAUAUUCAUGAUGACGCAGACAUGUUUUGUCGUAAAACAAUGUGUACGGAACGGAUGAGCGCGUACUUGAAUAAUAGUGACUGUAUCGUGUCCUGGGCAGGCUGUGUACAGUAUGCUGAAGGAUUUGGAGUGAGUUUGUCCUUGGGAUGUGCUACGUUUCCAUUUUUAGCGCUCUUGUCGUGUGUCUCGCGAAGUAUUAAUGUGGUGGAGAAGAUUACAGCCACUUUACCAGCAAAUGAGAUCAUUGACAAGUUAAAUGCAGCAGUGGAUCGUAAUACUCAAAUCUUGGCGACGGCACGUCACAUUCAUCAGCAACGGACGGAAGCGCAGAUUUUGCGGGAACAGCAGGAUUUAGAAUAUCAAGAGUCUCUUGCUGCAGAUCGUCGACGGGAACAAGAGGCACGAGAAAAUGCCGAACGGGAAGAGAUGGAACGACUGAAGAAGGAAGAAGAAAAACGACGUGUUGACGAGGAAGCUCGUCGUGCAGAAGAAGACGAGAGACGCCGGGAACAAGAGUACAAGGCCGAGAUUGAAGCCAAGCGUGUUCGGAUCGCAGACGGCCCCAAGUCGCACGUCCCACCGCCAGGUGCAGACUACAAGACGGCAGUGAUCAAGUUCCAUUUACACAAUGGCACUCGUCUCGACCACAUUUUUUACGCGCACGAUACACUGAAGAUGGUGCGUGACUUUAUUGAUGUCGAGUUCUUUGACCGCGAGAUCACGAUCCGGAACUACGAGCUGGCUACAAACUUUCCGAAAAAAGUGUAUGGUCCGGAUUUGGUGAAUGUCACUCUCACAGAUGCGGGCCUUGCGCCACGAGCGCUCGUGUACGUACAAGACCUCGAUUCGUAG